UCCUCCGUUCGCCUGCUUCCGUUGAGCGGUUCGCGCGUUCGGAUGCUCGCUCCUCAGUCAAAUGACCCUCGCCCAAUCAGCGCAAAGGAAACUGACGCCAGUUUUUUAGACCAAUGAGCAUCCAAAUAUUUAUACAUAUAUUGCGCAGCCAAUCAGAGAUCGUUAGCGUACGCGCGCCGGUGGCGACAUUAUUUUGGAGGCGGUGCGUUUCGCUUUAGAGCCGGCGGCUGGCGAUUCGCUUUACAGCCUGCGGCUGGUAAAGUUUCGAAAUGUGGUGAGUGCAGCAGGGACGCAAGGAAACCGUCUAUGCCGGUACCGCUUUGGAUGAUUUUUAGUGUCCUUCCCUAACAGGUUGUCGAUACCAACUCUGAAAAACUCGGUGCAUGAUGGAUACUUCUGCAAGUCAAUUCAAUGAUAGAUAAGUGGAAGACAGACAGGUGUGCCUCACUUGCUUGGUGCGACAACGAUUCAAGAAGGACCAAUACUGCGUUUUUCCACUACCCACUCUAUGACAGGUAUAAGCACUCAACUCAUAUCUGCUUCAGAAAAAGCAUCUGCAAGGAUACAGUAGAAUGGAUAAGUGGUUGGAGCAUCAUCUUUCGGUAUAGCAGCUGCGCAAGCUCCUUUGUGACGAGUCAACCAGACGCCUACACAAGCAGGAAAGGAAUAUGGAUAUGAUCUCUGUCAUGCCUGAUCUCUGAAUGUAUGUACCUGUGCAGCCAAUAUGCUGUGAAAUCUCCCAAGUGAGAUAUCAGGUAUCGCAUGGCGCACGGAGUGUUGGUUUCCAGUGAACCGUGCAGUGAAUUGUGAUGCAGUGAACGUUAACAACGAAUGACUCAUUAACACUGGACGGGAUUCAUCAAAUAGGGGGUGCAACGUAGAAGCCGACACCUUCUUGGUCUUGGCUGAGGCGAAGGAGAGGCCAGCCCACGUCCUACGCGACAUGGAGACCCUGUGCUCUUGUGCGCGGUACCGCACACGACAUGCUGCCCACAACCUACGGGACAUUCACCUACUGUAUGAAAACUCAGCUGUCGGGGCUGCUGUUUGCAGACUGGCACAGUCUCUUCCGCCCCCUCCGUCGCGCCUGCUAUACGCUCCACCUUUUUGAACCCUCGUGCUUCCUCCGACGAACCUGCAUAUUCCCAACAUGUCCCGCAAAAACGACACUCCUGUCCUCGCCGCGCCAGCUUGCUCUUGACCAUUUGAACUCGGUCCACGUUCAGCGUAAAGCAAUUUUCACGGAUGGCUCGGCUGUGUAUGGCGUGUCGUCUGCAGCUUUCUUCAUGCCUCACAGCGACACUGCGCAGGCUUUCAAGCUGCCGCAUGAAACUUAAUCCACUGACUCGGGACUGACAGCCAUCUAUGAAGCGCUCAACGCCAUAUCCGAUUCACAGGCCGACUCGUGGUCCAUCUUCACGGACAGCAAGUCAGCAUUGGAGACCUUGGCAUCGUACCGGUGCAGUGCUAUUUGCGAUCUCCGCACGCUUGUAAUGGCCAGAUACAACGAGCUCCUGGCUUCCGGCCACAGCGUACGGCUAGGCUACCGAGUGCUUUCCCUCGCGGUGCUACUUGGCCCUAUGCAGCACGCUGAAGUCACGUCUGCGAUGACACGAUUCCUUCGGGAAACUGAACUCCUGGGCAUUCUCUGAUGCGUCCUAUGCGCAACGAUUAGUGACGGAGCUGUUUCUUCUGAAUUUUUUCGUAAUUUUCCCAGCUGUUUGUGUUUUCUUUUGUUUGCUUGAAAGCUCUAGGGGAUAGCAAGCCCACACCGUGGCUAACCUUUCCAUUCUCUGUUUUACUUUGGAAUAAACAUAUCCCCCCCCCCCCCCGACCAAGUUAGUAAAUGUGAAAUCUUACUUGGUAUACAGUCCAAUCCUAGUCAUCCAUUGGUAAUUACCUCUAUCACCACGAGGUCAUAAUGGUGAACUAUUCAGAUAUCGCCCGGAGCGUCCUACUGCACACUCAGAUGCAACACAAAGGACGAGGGUUGACGACGAAAACGAGCGAUAAGACAGGACAAUAUUGAUACGGUGACUAGGCGACCGAUUGCAAUAUAUACGGUUUCGUGUUUGUUCUGUGUCCGCUGAGGGUCGAGCUCCGAACUGAGCGUUACGGGUUCUCCUCAUACGGAAGAAGCUAAACGAUGUGAUCAUGCGCGCAUCCGAGGGGGUGGGGGGGUGGACCUAUGUGCAGACCACCCCUCAGUUUCAGUCAUCACAUAGCGCUCAACUGACCGUGUACAGUGUAUGUAGCGUGCUUUGCGAGAUUGGGCUAUAAGUAACAUUAACAAGUGCGUAUGCCGUUUGCAGAUAGGGGGUGCAACGUAGAAGCCGACACCUUCUUGGUCUUGGCUGAGGCGAAGGAGAGGCCAGCCCACGUCCUACGCGACAUGGAGACCCUGUGCUCUUGUGCGCGGUACCGCACACGACAUGCUGCCCACAACCUACGGGACAUUCACCUACUGUAUGAAAACUCAGCUGUCGGGGCUGCUGUUUGCAGACUGGCACAGUCUCUUCCGCCCCCUCCGUCGCGCCUGCUAUACGCUCCACCUUUUUGGACCCUCGUGCUUCCUCCGACGAACCUGCAUAUUCCCAACAUGUCCCACAAAAACGACACUCCUGUCCUCGCCGCGCCAGCUUGCUCUUGACCAUUUGAACUCGGUCCACGGUCAGCGUAAAGCAAUUUUCACGGAUGGCUCGGUUGUGUAUGGUGCGUCGUCUGCAGCUUUCUACAUGUCUCACAGCGACACUGCGCAGGCUUUCAAGCUGCCGCAUGAAACUUCAUCCACUGAAGCGGAACUAACAGCCAUUUAUGAAGCGCUCAACGCCAUAUGCGGUUCACAGGCCGACUCGUGGUCCAUCUUCACGGACAGCAAGUCAGCAUUGGAGACUUUGGCAUCGUACUGGUGCAGUGCUCUUUGGGAUCUCCGCACGCUUGUAAUCGCCAGAUACAACGAGCUCCUGGCUUCCGGCCACAGCGUACGGCUCCAGUGGGUACCCAGUCACGUCGCGCUGCCCCGUGCCGACAUUGCUGCGAAACGUGCCCAUACCACGGCUGCCUUGAGACUCAGCAUCCUGCUUUCAAUGUCAGCCUGCCUGCUCCAAAUACAUCGCUUGCGCUCUCGCUGUGUCCAAGAUUUCAUAGAACGUGCCAUCUCGCCCAAUACAUUUCUGCACUCCAUCGACCCAAAAAUGCAAUGCGUCCCUACCCCAAACGUCACGAGGAGGAAGGCGUCUGUUAUCCACCGUGUGCGGUUAAGCGUGGCUCGAACGCCAACACGGCUCUUCCAACUCAACACGCUUGACACCCCUACAUGUGCAGCCUGCUCUACCGAGGGCAACACUUCCCACCUACUCCUCCACUGUCGCCUGUUCGCCGCUCCCCGUGCCACCCUGAUGGAACGGCUAGCUGCCCUAGGGCUGAGGGAGGUCUCUCUGGCAACGCUACUGGGCCCUCUGCAACGCCCCUUUCAGUGGCGCGUCGGAAGGGAACUCGUACGCUUCCUUACUGACACAGGGCUCGCGCUGAUCCUGUGACUGCACCUCUCUUUUUUCGCUCUUUUCGUUUUGUCUUUCUUUUUCUUCUUUUUAUUUUUCCUUUUUUGUAAGCGGGAAUAGCAAGUCGGCUUCUGGAGCCAGGCUAACCUUUCCCCUCUUUCUUUGUUUUUUUUUUGCUUGCAAUAAACCUAUAUUCCCCGCACACAUUGUUGAAACUGAGCUUCACCACACGCUCCCAGCCAACCACCAUUACGAAUGAUGCCACCCUGAGUCGCCCCCUCCAUUGCCAACAAAUCAUUGCACAGAAUGAGAUAAUCCCACGGGAAUCCCAUGAGAUAAUCCCAACAGAAGUGUCCAUCGGAAGAGAAGAUGACCAUAAGACCAUCGGAAGAUAAGAUGCACUCGUGUAGGGACGCUGCUGACUAUAUCUUGCAGAUAAAGCUUUUAUAAACAUAGAGCAGGUAAGGCAAGCACGCACUCGGAUAACAAUGAACGAUAAAAAA
Molecule: messenger RNA, 4003 nt
Organism: Ornithodoros turicata
Lineage: Eukaryota; Metazoa; Arthropoda; Arachnida; Ixodida; Argasidae
Exons: 3
Coding region: 2433-3539 (368 amino acids)
Molecular function (GO): RNA-DNA hybrid ribonuclease activity; nucleic acid binding
Source: RefSeq, a predicted model, not a curated record